Molecule: messenger RNA, 1137 nt
Organism: Paramecium sonneborni
Lineage: Eukaryota; Ciliophora; Oligohymenophorea; Peniculida; Parameciidae
Source: the annotation of a GenBank genome assembly
AUGACUUUAAUGGAUAUAUUGGGAGCAGCCUUUCCUUAACUAUAUAUCUAAAAUAGAAACCAAACUUUUCUAUUUUUGAAUUUAAUUUUUCAUUUGAUUAACACUUUAAAUCAUAAAAUCAUCUUGGAGAACAACAAAUGCAAAAAAUUGAUGCCAAUUCAAAUUUUUAAAAGUUUAGUAAAAUUAUUAUUAACUAUUUAGUUUAUUCCUUUUGUUUUUUGUUUAAUAACCGAAUCUAAUUAUAGUGAAAUUCUAAAGUCCUAUCUUGAAAUAACAUUCUAGAUUUAUUAAUAUUAGGUAAUAUUUAUUUGGAUUUCUAAAAGUUCGGAAAUGCCAUCAUUUAGAUUUAAUUCCUAAAUAUAUUACUUUGCCUUCAAAAGAAAAAAACUGUAAAAAUUAUUAAUUAUUAUCUCAUAUAGAAUUGCAACAUUAGUUAAUACUAUCAUUUUAUUGGAAUAUAGCAUCUACAUAAUUUGUUACAAACUUGAUUUAUUAAGCUCAUUAUAAUUUUAGUAUUUUUCAAUAGGAUGAUAUUACCACACAUGAUUCAACCAUUUUAACAUAUUCAUCCUACAAUUCAUGUUUUACCUGUUAAUUGAUGCCUAUCCUUAAUUCUCCUAUCCAAUUAUUUGCAGUAAUUGUUAAAGACAAUGAAAAUGGGUUAUGUAAUUUGGGUAUUGAAAAUAUUAAAUCAUAUUUUUAUGAAUAAUCUUAAGUUCUGUUUUUUGAUGUUAACAAACUCAAAUUAGCAAAGAAUCUCUUCGAUACUAAAAUGUAUAAUACUUUAUUUUAUAACUUAUUCCAAAAUUUAUUAAUCAUUACCUCAAUAAAGUGAUUCUGGAAAUUAUCUAGCAAGCUAAUAAUAAAAAUAUUGGAAAAAAAAUUUUUUCUUUGAUUCUAAAAAUUGACUGUAAAAUCAACCUUGAUCAAAUUACUUAAUUUGAAAUUAAGAACAAUUCAAAAUGUAAAUUUUAUAUUAACUAAAGAGAUGCCAGAAUGUUAUGGUUGGGAAAUAAUAUGCUAAUAAUGAUUUGAAGCUCAAUAAAUUUCAGGUGCCACUGUUAUUGCAUUAAGUGUUGUGCCAGAUUUUGGGUAUAAUUAAGAGAAAGCUGUUAGAUUGAUUCUGCAAGAUAUUAA